CUGUCAUAAGACAAAAAUCAGUCUUGUAACUUCAAAUAUUAUUAAAAAUUGUAUAUAUUUUGGAAAUUCGGAUUUUUCUGCGAUAAUGGAAACUAAUUUAGAAUACAAUAAAUAUGAUGAGAUUUUUACAUCUAUUUUGGAAAAAGAGAAAUCUAUUUUGGGAUUUUUAUCAGCUAUAUUCAACUUUCUAGCAAGACGCACUGACUUCUAUUACGUACAUGACGGUUUUCAUACAGACAUGGGUUUUCCGCCAGGUGUAGCGGAAGAAUUAGUUAUCAAAGUUUUAAGAAAGUGUGAUCCAAAAAACUGGUCUCUGGAUAAAGACAAACAUGCAGAAAUAAAUAAUGAAAUAAUGUGUUCCACUGUUGCACAGGAAGUAGAAGUUAUUGCUCAAGAAGAUGAACAAGAAGUUGAGAAUGGAGACAUCCCCAUCGAAACUGCCGAUUCAGUAAAAAAAACUGAUAUCAUGGAUGAUAGAUCUAUUUUCCCAGAAGAUUACGAGCCCCCUAUAAUAGUAACACAAAAAAAUAGUGAAUCUUAUAAUGGAGCAAUCAGAGAAAAUUAUACAUGGUCGCAAACUAUUAUGGAUAUAGAUGUAACAAUAAAACUACCACCAGAUAUAACAUCUUCAAAAGAUUUGAAAGUGACAAUAAAUCCUGGACACAUAUGUGUUGCUCGUCGCAAUGGUGAUAUCAUUCUAAAAGACAUUCUUCCCUUUAAAAUUAAGACUUUUGACAGUUUUUGGAGUAUCAGUGAAAAUCGACUGUUGAUACAUUUAGAAAAAGUUCAAGAACGUUGGUGGAAUAAACUAUUAAAUGAAGAAGAGGAAAUAGAUCUCUCCAAAAUUGAUUGUUCAAGGCCAUUAGAUGAACUGCCAGAAGACAGUAUUGCCAAGGUUAGAGAAUUGCAGUGGAACCAAGAACAGAAACUAAAAGGUCUCCCAACCAGUGAUGAAAUAAGAAAUAUUGAAAUUCUAAAAAAGGCAUGGAAUGCUGAAGGUUCUCCAUUCAGAGGGACAGAGUUUAAUCCAAAUAUUCUUAAAAAGUAAAUAAUAAUAAUUGUAGUUAACAUGACAUACAUUUAAUGUAUCAAUAGCAACAAUAAUACAUAAUGUAAAACAAUCA
Messenger RNA from Nymphalis io (European peacock), 1124 nucleotides. RefSeq names its product nudC domain-containing protein 3. Bases 86 to 1048 code for a protein of 320 amino acids. Lineage: Eukaryota; Metazoa; Arthropoda; Insecta; Lepidoptera; Nymphalidae. Gene Ontology annotation, cellular component: cytoplasm. Gene Ontology annotation, biological process: protein folding. The transcript is spliced from 5 exons. The record is from RefSeq and is a predicted model, not a curated record.